GUAAGUUUGUGUUGUGAAAGAUUUAACAAGGUCCUUUCUGUUCCCUCUGCUGGGAUUCCUGAUAACUAUCUAUGCCUGAAAUAGCAAAUUAUUCCAUUUUCACUGCACUAUCUCCCCUCUAUGUGAAGAUUGCAAACCCAUUGAAAUGAACUCCUAAUAUGAUUAAAUUUCUGUUUUAGCCUCAACAUUAACCAAACAAGACAAACGUUCAGUCCUUCGUAAGGUGUAACAUCUUUCAGAGGAGCCCUACUGUGCAUCAAGAUGAAUAGCGCUCGGAUUUUUGUAGAGAGCACAUUAGCGAUAAUCAAACCAGAUGCUGUUGACAAAGAGAUAGAAAUUGAGGAGAUCAUCCUUCAAUCUGGGUUCACCAUAGUCCAGAAAAGGAAAAUGGUCUUGAGUCCAGAGCAGUCCAGUGAGUUCUACGCCACACACAGUGGGAAGAUGUUCUACCCCAGCCUGAUGGCCCAUCUCUGCUCUGGCCCAUUGGUUGCUAUGAUGCUCACCAGACAGUCUGCAAUUAAACAAUGGAACGACCUGCUGGGCCCUUCAGAUACUGAAAAGGCAAAGGAGACACAUCCCAAAAGUUUAAGGGCAAUAUAUGGAACAGAUAAAAUUAAGAAUGCAUUACAUGGUAGCGACUGCUUUAACACGGCAGAGAGGGAGAUUAACUUUAUGUUCCCAAAUGUUACCAUUGAGCCAUUUCCAGCUGACCAAGCUGCAGAAGAUUACCUCAGCAAGUUUGUAAACCCCACACUGCUGAUUGGGCUCACUGAAAUGUGCAAGCAGAAACCUGCCAAGCCAACUAUCUGGCUGGCAGACUGGCUUCUGGCACACAAUCCCAAUAGCCCCGCUGUUAAUGAGGGCAAAGUGAAGGAACCCGCUGAAUGCACCUUCUGACCCUGCAAAUGCAGACUCUCGGUGGGGCCCGCUACUGAUUGGAGCAUGUGGUGGGUUGGUUUGUUUCCAGCUGAGACAUUUCCAGUUGCUCAAAGUUAUUUUUGCUAUUAAAUUUCUGCUGUC
Messenger RNA from Carcharodon carcharias (great white shark), 1020 nucleotides. RefSeq names its product nucleoside diphosphate kinase homolog 5-like. Gene Ontology annotation, biological process: GTP biosynthetic process; CTP biosynthetic process; negative regulation of oxidative stress-induced intrinsic apoptotic signaling pathway. Gene Ontology annotation, molecular function: nucleoside diphosphate kinase activity. The record is from RefSeq and is a predicted model, not a curated record. NCBI's taxonomy places the organism in Eukaryota, Metazoa, Chordata, Chondrichthyes, Lamniformes, Lamnidae. The coding region runs from base 262 to 897 and encodes 211 amino acids. The transcript has 5 exons.